GGCCAGGCAGGGAAGCUCUGGACCAGGCUUGACAGAAGAGCGGGUAGAGCAUCAGUCCCGCCCGAGGCUCAUCCCCCCUCCCCGGACGUGAGGCUGAGCCUCGGCAGCGGGGCUGGGGCUCGUCGGGCUCUGUCGGCUCCGUACAUGCCAGGAGAUCAUGUAUAUUUUAUGCAUCUGAUUUACUCCGUGACUCUGAUGCUUAUCAACAACGCGUGAAGAUUGCAGUAAGGAUCCUCCCUGGAAGGCGAGGAGGAGCAACUUCCAGGGGGCUGGGAGGAGGUGGAGUGCAGCGCGGCUCUCGCCUAUAAGGAGGUGCCCAGCGAGCGGCUGGUGCUUCCCACCCAGCCGCUGCUCGCAAGGUGAAUCGCCGCGGCGGCAGUCGGGGCAGCGGGCUCGGCUCGGGCACUGCCGCCGGCGUCCGGAGCGGCUCCUCAAGGGCUGCCAAGAGUCCCCCGGCCGGCCCCGGCUUCCCUUCACCCGGAGUGCUUGGAUGCUGUAUGGAGUAAAUGAGCGGAGGCAGAGCGAGCGCACAGAGGCUGAGAGGCGCUCGGAGACCGGGACCAGGGGAGACAGGCGGGCGGCUGGCUUCCCCCUCCGGGGCUGAAGAUGGAUUCCCGAGCCCUCGGGGGCUGCACUCUGCUGCUCUUCACUUUAUGGCAUCUGGGAUUAACUGCAACAAAUUAUAAUUGUGAUGAUGCAUUGGUAUCUCCCUUGCCUUCAGCUGCCCUUACCAGUUCCUCUGAGCUCUUCAGUACUCACAGUCCCAGCUUUGCAAAACUCAACAGACGAGAUGGAGCUGGUGGCUGGUCCCCGCUGGAGUCCAACGAGCAGCAGUGGCUGCAGGUGGACCUGGGAGACAGAGUGGAGGUGGUGGCGGUGGCCACGCAGGGCAGGUACGGCAGCUCGGACUGGGUCACCGCCUACACGCUCAUGUUCAGCGACACCGGCCGCAACUGGAGGCAGUACAGACAGGACGACGCCGUCUGGGUUUUCACAGGGAACAGCAAUGCUGACAGUGUGGUGCACCACAAACUGCUGCACUCAGUGAAAGCUCGAUUCCUGCGCUUCAUCCCCCUGAGGUGGAACAUUGGUGGGCGGAUAGGACUGAGAGUUGAGGUCUUCGGCUGCUCUUACAAGUCAGAUAUUGCAGACUUUGAUGGCAGAAGUUCACUUCUCUACAGGUUCAAUCAGAAGCUUAUGAGCACAUUCAAAGAUGUAGUUUCCUUGAAGUUCAAGAGCAUGCAGGGGGAUGGAGUCUUAUUCCAUGGAGAAGGACAGCGUGGAGACUACAUAACCUUGGAACUGCAGAAAGGGAAGCUCUCCUUGCACCUCAACCUGGGGGACUCCAACCUGCACUUCAGUAACAGCCACACCUCUGUCACCUUGGGCAGCCUCCUGGAUGACCAGCACUGGCACUCAGUUCUCAUAGAACGCUUCAACAAGCAAGUGAACUUCACCGUGGACAAGCACACCCAGCACUUCCGCACAAAGGGGGAUUCAGAUCACUUGGAUAUUGAUUAUGAGCUCAGCUUUGGAGGGAUUCCUGUCCCAGGGAAGCCAGGAACCUUUCAGAGGAAAAACUUCCAUGGGUGCAUUGAGAACCUCUAUUACAACGGAGUCAAUAUAAUUGACCUGGCCAAAAGACGCAAACCUCAGAUCUAUACUGUGGGCAAUGUGACCUUUUCUUGCUCAGAACCGCAGAUUGUUCCCAUCACCUUUGUGAGCGCCAGUCGAAGCUACUUGCUGCUGCCAGGCACUGCUCAAAUUGACGGCUUGUCAGUCAGCUUCCAGUUCCGAACGUGGAAUAAAGAUGGCUUGCUUCUGUUCACCGAGCUGUCUGAAAACUCAGGACGUCUCUUGCUUUACCUCCAUGGUGGGAGAUUGAUGCUACUUAUUCAAAAGGAGACUGAGAACCCAGUGGAAAUCUCUGAAGGCACUAAUCUCCACGACGGGCUUUGGCAUUCUGUUAACAUCAAUGCCAGAAGGCACCGCAUUACCCUGACGCUGGACAGCGAUGCUGCCACCGCCAGCCAUGCAACCACUGUGUCCAGGAUCUACUCUGGGAACAGCUACUAUUUUGGAGGGUGCCCUGACAAUUUCACCGAUUCCCAGUGUUUAAAUCCCAUUACUGCUUUUCAAGGCUGUAUGAGGCUCAUCUUUAUUGAUAACCAGCCCAAGGACCUCAUUUUAGUUCAGCAAGGCUCCCUGGGGAAUUUCAGUGAUUUACACAUUGAUCUGUGUGGCAUCAAAGACAGAUGUUUACCCAACUACUGUGAACAUGGAGGAAAAUGCUCCCAGUCCUGGAGCACCUUUUACUGUGACUGUAACAAUACAGGCUACAUGGGAGCCACCUGUCACAACUCUGUCUAUGAACAGUCCUGUGAGGCUUACCGACACCAAGGGAGGACAUCAGGCUUCUUCUACAUCGAUUCUGAUGGAAGUGGACCCCUGGGACCACUCCGUGUUUUUUGCAACAUUACAGAAGAUAAGAUCUGGACUGAAGUGCAGCACAACAGCACGGGGCUGACCAGAGUGCAAGGAGCUGGUCCAGAGAAGCCCUACACCAUGUCCCUCAACUACAGCAGCAGUGCAGAGCAGCUGGAGGCUGUGAUCAGCAGUGCUGAGAACUGCGAGCAGGAGGUCGCCUACCACUGCAGGAAGUCACGGCUCCUCAACACCCCCAAUGGAAUGCCAUUUGCUUGGUGGGUUGGCCGUGCCAAUGAGAAGCACCUUUACUGGGGAGGAUCUCUUCCGGGCAUUCAGCAGUGUGCCUGUGGAUUGGAAGAAAGUUGUCUGGAUAUGAGAUAUUUUUGCAACUGUGACGCAGAUAGAGAAGAAUGGACGAAUGAUACUGGCCUCCUUGUUUUCAAAGACCAUUUGCCUGUAACUCAGAUUGUGAUCACUGACACAAACAGAUCAAAUUCUGAGGCUGCUUGGAAAAUCGGCCCUUUGCGUUGCUAUGGAGACAGGCAGUUCUGGAAUGCUGCUUCCUUCAACACGGAGGCCUCCUACCUGCACUUCCCCACGCUCCACGCCGAGGUCAGCGCGGACAUCUCCUUCUUCUUCAAAACCACCGCCCCGUCCGGGGUGUUCUUGGAAAACCUUGGCAUUAAAGACUUCAUACGAAUUGAAAUAAGCUCCCCCAAGGAGAUCACCUUCUCCAUAGACGUGGGGAAUGGCCCCGCGGAAGCCACCGUGCAGUCUCCCACAGCCCUCAAUGACAACCAGUGGCACUACGUGCGCGCAGAGAGGAACCUCAAGCAAACCUCUCUGCAGGUGGACAACCUCCCCAAGAAGGUCCUGGAGGCCCCUGCUGAGGGACACUUCCGCCUGCAGCUCAACAGCCAGUUAUUUGUAGGGGGAACAGCUUCCAGACAGAAGGGCUUUUUGGGAUGUAUUCGAUCUCUGCAUUUAAAUGGACAGAAACUUGACCUUGAGGAGAGAGCUAAAAUGACGCCUGGUGUAAGACCUGGAUGUCCAGGACAUUGCAGCAGUUAUGGGAACCUGUGCCACAACGGAGGAAGAUGUGUGGAAAAGUAUAAUGGUUACUUCUGUGACUGCACCAACUCGGCCUAUGAGGGACCUUUCUGCAAGGAGGAGGUGUCUGCAUUAUUUGAAGCUGGCACUUCUGUUACCUAUACUUUCCAAGAACCUUACCCUGUCACAAAGAAUGCAAGCACCUCAAGCUCUGCCAUUUAUGUGGAUGCUGUUGUGUCCAAGGAGAAUAUUGCGUUCAGCUUUCUUACAGCACACACUCCAAGCCUUCUGCUGUACGUCAACACCUACUUCCAUGAAUAUUUGGCUGUGAUUCUCUCCAAGAAUGGAAGUUUACAGGUCCGAUACAAGCUGAGUAAGGAUGGGCUCCUCAUUUUCACCAUUGACUCUGGAAAUUUUGCCAACCGAGAGCUGCACCGUGUGAAGAUUAACAGGGAAGGCAGAGAGCUCGUCAUUCAGGUUGAUCAAGUUCUCAAACUCAAACACAACUUUUCUGAGAUUGAUUUCAAGGCCAUUAAGUCACUCACCUUGGGCAAGGUCACAGACAGUUUGUCCCUGGACCCUGAAGUCUCCAAGGCAAAUGCCUAUGGUUUCACUGGCUGCCUGUCCUCUGUGCAGUACAACCACAUCUCUCCCCUGAAGGCUGCCUUGCGCCACCCCAGCGUUGCUCCCGUGACUGUCCAGGGCUCCCUGACAGAAUCCAGCUGUGCAUCCAUGAUGGAAGCUGAUGUGAACACAGCCACCACAAUAUAUUCCUCAUCAGAUCCUUUUGGGAAGACAGAUGAAAGAGAACCUCUCACCAAUGCAGUCAGAAGUGAUUCAGCUGUGAUUGGAGGUGUAAUAGCAGUUGUGAUAUUCAUCAUCUUUUGCAUCAUUGCCAUCAUGAGCAGAUUCCUCUAUCAACACAAACAAGCACAUCGAAAUAGCCAGAAAAAGGAGAAGGAAUACCCAGAAAACCUUGAGAGCUCCUUUAAAGCUGACAUUGACUUGCAAAACACAGUGAGCGAGUGCAAACGGGAAUAUUUUAUCUGAUGGACAAUGCAAUUUCUUCUUACUCUUCCUCCCCUAACCUCCCUUUCUUUAUUCCUUUCUCCCUUCCUCUUUUCUUUUUGAUUUUUUUUCUUUUUGGAUUUUUUUGUCCUUUUUUAACACUCAUAUUUUGCUAGCUUCUUUUUCAUUUGGAGAAGACUGCCCUGCACAGGAAACACUGAGAACAAUCACAGUGCCUCAUUCUCUGCACAAGAGCCUGGCAAUCACAGUUUACUUCUGCAGCUCAAGAGACCUGUUACCCCAUCCUACACAAAAUAAGAUCCACAUGCACACCUGGUUUCUGCUGUCAGUUCUUGGAUGUUUCAAAGCCCCUACAUUUAUUUGUUGUUAUUUUUUUUCUCUGGAGACAUUUAAGUCAUUGCUUUUACACUAGAGCUGGACUAUGUAAAGUACAGGUAAAGUAGUUGAACACAUAGCUCUGCGGAUACUGGGACAGGAUAGAGGGAAAGAAUGAGAUCAAAACAGCUGAUUUAUUUCAUGGGCUCAUUUACAACAACCAUAAAGAACCAGCCAAAUUCUCAAAUGAUAUUGAUUGAUAUAUUGUCUAUUGAUUUAAAUGGUGUUAAAUUAAUUUGUACCAGUUGAAAAGCUGGUAUGGCAUAAAGGAAAAUAAAACUGUCCUCAUUAAGCUCCUUCCCCCAACCUCCUGUCCUUUUACUGUAACUUUUAGGCUUCUCAGUACUUUUCCAACAAUAUAUGUAUCAACAAUAAAUAUCAUUCCCAUGCACCUCUUUCACCUCCAUCUCAUAAGGCUGGCUACGUAGACCCAGCAUACACUAGUAUAACCCUAGCUGAAGCAUGGAAAAUAGUAGCUUGAAGCUCCAAGGGGUUUAGGAAGCUGCUAGGACUUAGGUGCUCUAUAUUUGUCUGAAAUUUUAGAAAUGCAGCAUAUGCCUGUUCAUGCCACAUGGAGGAUUAUCACACACUGAGGUUAAACGCUGUUGCCCCUGUGGAAAAGAAAAAGAACAUAGAUGAGAAAAAAACAAAACAGUUUAAUCUUAAAUAUGACUCACACCUUCUGCCAGCUCUUCUAAAAAAAGAAAAAAGAAAAAAAAGUCAUACUACUUUAAAAAGCCUCCCAAAACUGCAUGAAAGAUUGAUUGGUAUUUCCUGUUUGUAGAAAUUGGAAUACCUUCUCCAAAACUAAAUAAUGAGAGAUCUGAGGUCAUGUCUAAAAAGAUGAAUAUUUGAUAAACCUUCUUUACAAGGAAGAACACUAGGCAAACAAAGAGAUCCCAAAUACUCUACUUCAAAUUAAUCUUCACGCUUUUUUUUAAAGUCUUUUGCCCUUUCCUGAUUGGGAGCACUACUGAAGAAUCAGGUUCUGCCCUUUUUACUUGUGCUGCAUGGUUACAGUGUGAGGAUGAAAAACCUCCUUUUCAAUCACAAACAUCCUAAGGGUAAGAAGUGAAGGAGUCCCGGCCGGUGAGGUUUUGAACUCUCUGUUGUGUGCAUGUGACAUCUGCCUUUGCAGGGCUUCUAAAGAGGAUGUAGAAUUUGCUGGUGGUAGAAUUAAGCCUAAAGUCAAAGGGAAGAAAAAUCUUAUUCAUUGCAAUACUCUUGAUGUAAUUCGAGCAGCAAUUGAUUGUGCAGCUAAAUCUCCUUCUUUGCCCUACUCCCUGUGCAGUCAUCCUGGGGUUUCCACACAGUGGUCCUUUUUACGUAGAUUUAAAAUUAAGGAAUCUCAGUAUGAGGUAGCAGCCCACAGCAAACUAGAGAUGAGCUUACGCUUGCAACAGGUGCUGUUUUUCUAGGCAGUCCAUUGGAAAGGUAUGUUGGUGUUGAUUGAAGUUCUUUGUUUGAGUUUUUUUAUGAGAGGAGAGAGCAGACAUUUAUUUAUUUAUAAAUAAAUAAAUGACUGUUUGAAUAUGGUGAUUUUUUACCACUUCUUUUGGAGCAUUCAGGGAAGAGAAAGCAGUCUCGGAGUAGCAUCAUUCUUAUGUGAAGAGGAAUAUGAGGCCAGCCCUAUAACCAAAACUCUUCCCUGAGCAAUUUUAUAAAGCUGUCUCUAUUUAAACUAGUUUGGUGCUGUUCUUCCUCAGCCAUGGUCAACUGCAGACAUUUUGCCACACACUGGCUGUUUGGGUGACACAAUUAUUUGACAGUGUUUCUGUGUAAUGAGUAUUGGAAUGAUGGAUUGAGUAGCUGGGUUCUUUUUAUGUUGCUUUGUCUUUGGUGGUAAAAUCCUGGCAAAGCAAUUCUCUUUUCUCUUUCCUUGCUGCAGAUCAAGCAGCUUUGUUUGGCAUGGCAGAAGGGAGGAUAGGAGAGUUCAUGGGCGCCUCUGCCUGUGUUUGAGUCAUCUUUUCUGAAAUGGCCUCUGUACGAGACAUCUCUGAUGUGCUAAUGUGAUUAAUUGGCUACAUGAAGAAUGGAGUAGGAAGGUAAAACCCUGAAAAUUUAGCUAGGUUGGGGUGCAUCUGUAAAAAGAAAGAACUUCAUAUGAAUGUAGGCAUUAGUAGACAAAGACAUUCAUUUAUACCUGUGGAUGUACUGAGACAAGAAGAUUUUUAUGCUACAAGGCUGAACAAAUGAACAAAUUUGUAUGGACUUCUAAAUCAGGAUGUCAAAUUAUUCUUAUUAAAGAUAGCUAAAAUAUACUAAAUGAAGUACUCUAAAUAUAUACCCUUUUUUGGUUUUUGUUUUGCUCUAAUGCUUUUUUUAGUGAGGGCAUAAUUGAAUUUCCUUCAAUAUCAGUUAAAAGCAAUUAAUUUUUUUAAUAAAAGAAAUACAGUUUUUAAAAAAUCUACUAGAGCUACAAUUCAUUUUCCUUCGUUCAAAUUAGAACUCUUUUCCCAUCUAUUUAAAGCCAUUUCUGCUAUUUUUGUUAAUGUUUCUUUUUAAAUGGGGUGUAUUCCCUUUUCCUUUUAUCUGUCGUUCUAGAUAAUAUUUUUAAGUAAAGCCAGGGGAUAAUACUUUUUUACAUAAAUUUUCAGAUUUCAUUUCAGUGGAAAACCUGAGACUGCCAAAGAGUUGUUUAGAGGCAGUUUGGGUUUUCUUCCUUCCCCAAGACAAGUUUCAUAAUAAAAGUAAGGGACUGGUAGAAGGAUACUGUCUGUUUUUUUUUUUCUCUUGGUGAUAUGAUAUGUAACCUAUGAAAAUUAUUGGUGUUAGGCAAGCUGUGAAAUUAUGAAGUAUUUUAGAUAUGGAUUCAGCACUGCAAAUUCCUGUUUUCCAGAAAGGACUUGACCAAUAAUAGCCAUGCUUAUAAAGAUAUUUAGUCAUGCAGACUGACUCUCCGUGAAUGCCAGUGCCUGGCUAUAGAAAGCAAAGGAAGGCUGGAUGUCAGAAAGCUAACUCCAACUAGUUUGGCUGCCACCUGGGUGAAGGAUAGGCUUUACAAGGAAUUUAGUCUCUUGAGGAUGUGGAUCAAUGCUUAAGUGACUAAACAAAAUGAGCUUUUAACUCACAUUAAUUUCUGUGUCUGCCUUGCUGUGGAAUGUUCUAAUAUACUACAAGACAUUUAAAUACCUUUGAAAAUUGAGUCCCAUUUCUCUUUUGGAAGUAAAACUUUGGUCCUAAGUAAGUUACCUAGGUAAUUGGCAGUUAGUAUUUCAUCUGUCCAUAUUCACUUAUUAGAGACAAGAAAGUGUGAGUGGUUUGGGUCAAUUUUUAAAAUGUACACUGUUUUUAUUUCUUUUUGUUCUUGCCAUGGCUCCACACCUAGAUUAUGUCUGCGGUGAAAAAGCUAAAUAAAAGACAUACUUUUAACUCAUAUGGGCUAAGCCAGAAUUCCCACCUGGACUGUAGAAAUGACAAUAUAGAGCUGUGUGGUUAUCAGAGUGUGUUCAGUCAUGAGGUGCCCCUGAUAUUUAAGUUAAAAUUACAACCAGAUUACAAAAACAAGAUGCUUUCUCUUGGCUUUAUUUUAACCUGAUCUAGCUAGACUUUACUCAUCCUAUUUAUCAAUUGCUCAAUUUUUAGAGUGUAAUCCAAACCUUUAUUUUAAUGAGAUCUUUGUCUAUAUUAGCAUUUAGCUGAUCACAUAUUUCACAUAUUGGAUGAGGAGCAAUCAAUAUAUCAUAUUUUUUCACUAUGGUGAGGGGUUAUGAAUCUUUUCCUAAUGAAGUCAGUAUUGAUUUUGCUGACGAUAAGAUUGAGACCUAUGAAGCACUUGGAUAUUGCUUUUAUCUUUUGGGUUUGUUUCAUUUUGCAUUUGGUUUUACCAGCUGUCUGUUCCACAAUUGUCAUCCAGUCCUGUCCAGCCCUGUGGUUGGUGAGGACAGGGAAAAUGUCUCAAACAUCCUGUAAGAUUAAAUGAGUCACUAGAGAUGCCUUUUUCUCUCCAUUGAUUAUAGAGAUAGGGUAGUCUCCUGGCAACAGAGAAAUUACUUAUAGCAGAAUUUGCCAAUGAAUCCAAAUUUUACAAUAGUUUUGAAGAUCAAGUAGACACGUCUCCACAGGUAUUACAAGUGACAUUUUUUAUUUUUUUACUGAGGUGAUAACUGGGAUCAAGGAAGUUGCAUCUAAAUUACUCUCAAAUUUGCUCUAAACAUCUCUGCCUAGUAAAUGUAUAAAUCUCCUUGUAGGCAAAUACAUGAAAAUUGAGUUUCAAAAUACUACUUUGAGCUGGUGACAAUCUGAUCAGUAACCUGUGGGGAAGUGGAUAAUUCUCCUUUUAGUCUGUUCUAGAUCCACAUCCAUUUUUGGCCUCACAUGGGAGCUUUGGCAGAUAGCAUACAUGAAGCCAGAUCCACACAUUUCUGACUUUAAACCUAACUCAGCCCUCUCAGAUGCCUUUCUACAUGUCUAGUGCCAUUUGAGAUGAUACCUGGUAUCUCUGCAUUUCCAGGAAGGAUCCAAGUCUCCUGUCUGCCAUAUCCUGGCAUCUGUUAACCCCAAGUAGCUAUGUCUGAUACUUGCAGGCUUUUCCAAUUAUAAUAAGUUCCCAUCCAGGAACCCUAAGUUCUCAAUGAGAUGAAUCCCUGAAAAAAUAAACCCCAUCUUCAGAACAGAAUCAACCUUCCUUCUGUAAGGAAGCCAGUCACUUGACAUGCAUGCUCCACUUCAAACUAACAAGAGUGUAGAGGAGGAACUUGACCUCUUUGUGAUCCAUCUCAUGCCAUUGUUGUCACUCUCACCUACACAAAGUUUACUCUAAACAAGACUAGUUUUAAAUAUUCUUCUGCACUGCUGUUUUUCCCAAAGACACGAAGGACUUUUUUUCCAUUUUAUUUUUCAGAAAGCAAUCCUUCAUGAAAUACUUGAGCAAAGUCUGAGACCUUGUGAGUGCUAUUUCAAAGCUUUCAUGCAGUUUUUUAAUGCCUACUUACCAAACAAGCCAAGUGAUAUAGCUACCCCCCUGCCACACCAAGGGCCUUACCCAGCGUCUUUAGAGGUUGGUGGGAGGCCUCUUGCUUGACUACAAGUUAGAGUUGCACCAUGCCUUGAAGUUUUGGGGGUUUUAUUCACAGGUCGCCAUCACAGCUUCCAAGCAUGAUUUGUUCCCUUGGGUUCUGCAGUUUGCUGCACUUUCUUUCCCAGUGGAAAGUUCUUCAUGUCCUCUUUCAGUGUGGGCGGCUCCCUCCUCCCUGCUACUUUUGUACAUGAAACUUAUAAACACAUUCUUCUUUUGGGUCUGAAGUAGCUUUUUUUCUUUGACUGUUUAUUUCAAGACAUGCCUAUAUAGAGAGUUUGAAUAUUUCAGUGUAUUGGUGCUUAUUUUUGUGAUCUUUUGCACUAAGCUACUAUGACAAGAACAAAAAUUGGAGAAAAAGCACACUUUCUGGUGAACUCUUGUAAUUUGUAAGCUCGUUGUUUGUUGUUUGUAAUGUGCUGAGUCUACAAGCCGAGCUAAGGAAGGAUAAGGCAACAGUUUGUGUUGACAGUGUCACUCUAUAUCUAGUUCACCUCUGUUUUCUUCAUUCCUCGUUUUUCAUUAACAUGUGAAGCUAUCAAAUAGUUGCUAGGAGUCAGAGGAGCUUGUUUGACAAUUCAAAUUAAGAUUACGAUUUUUUUCCUGGCAGUCACAGAAACCAAAAGUUCAGCUGGGUGUUCAACCAGAAGGGAGACAGCACUCCAUCGAGGAAAGGUAGUCGCCUGGAGGUGGUGACCUGUAAGGGGAAAAGAGGACAUUAACAUUUCAAACUACCACUGGGAUGGGGCAGUGAAGGAGGCAAAAGCUCUUGGAAAACAUACACUCGUGUUUGAAGCCACACAUGGUAGCCAGCAGGUGGAUAUGAGGCUUUUGGGUAUUUUUCAGUGGUAGGUUUUCUUGCCAGGGAAUGAAUUGCUGCUGCUUAGUCUGCCAGAACAUGGUCGUAGUUGUCCUGAUGAUCUGUAAAGUAUCAGAGAUGUGCUCCAAACAUGGGAGAGGAUUUCAAAGCUCUGGCUGAUACCAGAUCCAGAUCUCCCCAGUUAAAUUGCUGGAACUCUCCCAGAUAGCCCAAAGGAGAACUCAAACAAUCAUAACAUUUAAUCAAAUGUUAGGCACAGCAGGUGAUCCAAAGAAUCGUGUUUGCUUAGAGACUUUCCACUCCCUCGUUUAGGAUGCUUGUGGCAGCUUUUUUCUAAGAUGCUGAGUGCUGUUCACAUUGCAACACUACUUAAUUUUUGAUAUGCUAGUCAUAACUCUCUUCACAAAUUUCAAUCCCACAACCCUAAAUAGAGUCCAUUUGGAACUAAUUCUGCAUGGGAAAUUAUUUACUCAUUUUUGCACGCCCUCUACAGCUCCUUCUUGUGUCCUUUAGGCACAUCCUUUCCUGAUGUGUUUUGUCAUUGCUGCCGAUGCAGCACCCAUAUUGUCAAGCAAGAAGAAGGGUUGUUUCUUAGGUAAAGCUUAGAUACAGCCAGUCACAGCCUCACUUUCCAUUCACAACACAGUGGAAUUGAAGUUUUAGGAGCUAAGGAGAGCAAACAGGUACAUUUUUUUAUUCAGACAUCACAAAAAUCUCUACUCUGUGAUUUUUGCAAAUGAAAUCUGUAACACAGACCAUUAUAUCUAAAUGAUAGUGAGAACCUUAGCAUUGUUGUACCUGACCUGCUUUGAAACCCCCUUUGUGAAAGAAACAAGAGAGCUUCAGACCUGGUUGUAACCCUGUUUAGGUCAAUGUAGAUACAUCACUGAUGAAUUUAGCCUCAUAUUGCUCUUGCUUUGAUGAUCUCCUGCAAACUGGGGCUGACAUACAUGAAUCCAAGUCAGGCCCUCAUGUUUGUCAUCCCUUACUGCUGUCAAGGAGAGUUGCAUUCACUGAAAUUGUGUUGUUUUCUAGCAGAAGUAUGGAUAAAAUUUGGGAUACAGCAAUGAACUUCAACUCCACAAAGCCCAUGAUAUGGCUUAAGUCACCUCCAGGAAUUUCUAAAAAUUUGUGGUUUGGGAAGGUUGGUCUGUGGGCAGUGUCUUGUCAGCCAAUUCAGGAGCCAGCACACUAACACUGGAAGGAUUUUAUGGAUUUUAAUGGAUAAAGGCACCCUUAAAAAAAAAAAAAAGAGCAAAAUGGCAGCUGAGAUUAGGUAUUUUUAAUAAUAAAAAAUUGGUUCUUUCUACAGAUGAGCCCUUCAUCAUUCAUUUUACUUUGUUCUACUCAAAUUUUAUUAAAUAAAUCUCUCAGAGCUCUGUUCAUUUUAUUAGCAAAGCAAAAAAAAAAGGACUUUUUUUAAUGGUUUGUCCAAGGGUAAAGCAAGUCUCUCAGUUACAGUAAAAAGCAAAAUGGAGAUUUAGAUUAUUCCCCUUUCACUAUCUGGUUUUCUAAAGAGAAUUCCACAGGACGUUGCCUCAGUCUAAGUCAGUUUUGUAGACAAUGUAACAUGUCUUAAUACCCUGUUAAGGGAUUGAAAAAAUUUAGCCUUAGCUUCUUUUGUUUUCUAUGGUUACUGUUGUACAGAAGAAAGACUUAAACUGUAAGUAAUGUAUAUUUAAUAAAAAAAGACUUUUUGUAUGA
Zonotrichia leucophrys gambelii is the source of this 12422-nucleotide messenger RNA. It is a transcript of the gene CNTNAP5, whose product is annotated as contactin associated protein family member 5. Bases 607 to 4527 code for a protein of 1306 amino acids. Lineage: Eukaryota; Metazoa; Chordata; Aves; Passeriformes; Passerellidae. The transcript is spliced from 25 exons. The record is from RefSeq and is a predicted model, not a curated record.